Antrostomus carolinensis (chuck-will's-widow) is the source of this 2179-nucleotide messenger RNA. It is a transcript of the gene SGPL1, whose product is annotated as sphingosine-1-phosphate lyase 1. NCBI's taxonomy places the organism in Eukaryota, Metazoa, Chordata, Aves, Caprimulgiformes, Caprimulgidae. Gene Ontology annotation, cellular component: endoplasmic reticulum. Gene Ontology annotation, biological process: sphingolipid catabolic process; carboxylic acid metabolic process. The record is from RefSeq and is a predicted model, not a curated record. Gene Ontology annotation, molecular function: pyridoxal phosphate binding; sphinganine-1-phosphate aldolase activity.
GAUGCUAUUAUUUCCUACAAGGAAAUCCUCCAGAUGUACUGGGAGAAAGCAACGAGCUUUGUGAAUGCCCAAUGCGAUGGACUUGAGCCCUGGCAACUGAUUGGGUUGACGUUUUCUUCUACAAUUAUAAGCAUAUGGCUGCAUGGUUUUCUCUUUCAGUCCGAGAGCUUAACAUCUCGAAUUAAAAAACAGUUCUUUAAACUACUGAGAAAAAUGCCAUUUGUUGGGGCUAUAAUUCAAAAGAAGAUUGAUGAAGCCCUGAAUGAUGUCACUUCCAGUUUAUCCUUCCUGAAAGAUGAAAAGGAUUAUAUCAAAGCACUGCCGGAACAAGGCAUGAGCCAGCCUGAAGUACUAGAGAAGAUGAAAGAGUACAGCUUAAAAGGAGAUGUACGUUGGCAGGAUGGGAAAGUCUCUGGGACUGUGUACAGCGGUGAAGAGAAACUCACCCGUCUGCUAGUGAAGGUGUAUGAGGAGUUUGCCUGGAGUAAUCCUCUCCAUCCGGAUAUAUUCCCUGGUUUGAGGAAGAUGGAAGCAGAAGUAGUGAGGAUUGCCUGUACGCUCUUCAAUGGGGGCCCCAAAUCUUGUGGUGCUAUGACAUCUGGGGGGACUGAGAGCAUUCUGAUGGCCUGCAAGGCGUACCGGGACCUGGCUUAUGAGAGAGGCAUCAAACAGCCAGAAGUGUUGGUCCCAGUGAGUGCUCACGCAGCGUUUGACAAGGCAGCACACUACUUUGGACUGAAGUUGAUUCACAUACCGUUGACCAAGGCUAUGGAAGUGGAUGUUCAGGCAAUGAGGAGAGCUAUCUCGAAGAACACAGCCAUGCUGGUCUGUUCUGCUCCCCAGUUUCCGCAUGGAAUUAUGGACCCGAUUGAAGAGGUGGCAGAGCUUGCAGUGAAGUACAAAAUCCCCUUCCACGUUGACGCCUGCCUGGGUGGUUUUCUCAUUGCUUUCAUGGACAAGGCAGGGUUCCCUCUAAAGCGUCCAUUUGACUUCCGUGUAAAAGGUGUGACCAGCAUUUCUGCUGAUACCCACAAGUAUGGCUACGCUCCCAAGGGCUCCUCAGUGGUGCUGUACAGCGACAAGAAGUACAGGAGCUACCAGUUCUUUAUAGCACCCGACUGGCAAGGGGGCAUAUAUGCCUCCCCGUCCGUGGCAGGCUCCAGGCCUGGUGGCAUCAUAGCCGCAUGCUGGGCCACUCUGAUGCACAUAGGGGAAUCUGGCUACGUUGAGGCUACCAAGAGGAUCAUUAAAACGACUCGUUUCCUCGAAUCAGAGUUGAGAAAAAUUGACAGCAUCUUCAUUUUUGGGAAACCUGAGGUGUCUGUCCUCUCCAUUGGUUCGGACACUUUUGACAUUUAUCGAUUAUCUAAUUUCUUAGCUGCAAAAGGAUGGAACUUAAACGUCCUCCAGUUCCCAUCAAGUAUUCAUCUCUGCAUUACGCAGUUGCACACGAAGUCCGGUGUUGCUGAACAGUUCCUGAAAGAUGUCAAAGACAGCAUUGAGGAGAUCAUGAAGGACCUCAAUGCCAAGACCACAGGCAUGGGAGCCAUCUAUGGAAUGGCCCAGUCCGUCCCAGACAGGAGCUUGGUAGCGGAGAUUUCUCAGGCGUACUUGGACGGCCUCUACAGCACGGAUGUUCCUUGCAGUGAAAAGCACAUGAAUGGCUCUCCCAGCCACCACUGACUGUAGUUCAACAAUCGGUGCCUUGCCAACUAGCACUGGGGUGGUUCUAAAGGUUUCCUAGGGGAAGAGAUUGCAGUAAGCCUUUGUUACUACAAUUGCAGGUCUGAUGAUGGCUUGAUCUUGAAAACUUCCUUUCCCAUCUUAGUCUGUCCUGAUAUCUGCAUUAUUUCCAUACCCAGCUUUAGUUUUAGGGCUUUUCUUUCCUUCCCCCUGCCUAUUUUCAUCAUGACUAUUGGUGGUGAAUUGAACGUCCAUUCCACAACUCCAAAUUCCUCAGGUAUUCUCUGCAUCACUUCAUUCCUUGCUGUUUCUUCUCCUCAGACCUGGUAUUCAGCUGGUGUCCAGCCAAGUGUUAGAUCUGAGUGCUCAUAAUGUGUUCCAAAGCUUCAACCUUCCCAGAAGUUAAAGGUAGAAAAUAAAUUGAAUAUUUUGUUUUCUUUUGAGUAUUUCUCCAAGCUACUGCACUUAACAGACUGUGCUGGGAGCCUUGUAGCUA